Urocitellus parryii (Arctic ground squirrel) is the source of this 3167-nucleotide messenger RNA. RefSeq names its product frizzled class receptor 10 (gene Fzd10). Lineage: Eukaryota; Metazoa; Chordata; Mammalia; Rodentia; Sciuridae. Gene Ontology annotation, cellular component: membrane. The record is from RefSeq and is a predicted model, not a curated record. Gene Ontology annotation, molecular function: Wnt-protein binding; transmembrane signaling receptor activity. Gene Ontology annotation, biological process: non-canonical Wnt signaling pathway; canonical Wnt signaling pathway.
GGCGCCGCGAGCUGGCCGGGCCUCUGUGCGCCCGCGCCGCCCGCCCUCUCCCGACGCGCGGGCCCGGCGCGCCAAGAAGAGGCCAAAGUUUGCCGCGGCAGUGAGUUGAAGCCCGCGCGGGGCGGCGGCGCUGAGAGCUCCAGCGGCUUCGCUCGCUUCCCGGUAUUGUUUGCAAACUUUGCUCCCCUCCCCCGCCGACCCGGCUCGGCGGAGGCCAGGAGCUGAGAGCAGGGCCGGGGGCGCUGUGCGCAGCGCUCGGGCAGGCUGGGCGGGCAUGGGCGGGAGCCCGAGCAGGGGCGCGGAGCCCAGGCCAGCAGCCCGUGCCCCGGAGCGGCGGCUCUGAGGGGCGCGGACCUCCCUGCGAGGGCACCUCGGACGUCACCAUGCAGCGCCCGGGUCCCUGCCUGUGGCUGGUGCUGCAGGUGAUGGGUUCGUGCGCCGCCAUCAGCUCCAUGGACAUGGAGCGACCUGGUGACGGCAAGUGCCAGCCUAUAGAGAUCCCGAUGUGCAAGGACAUUGGCUACAACAUGACCCGCAUGCCCAACCUGAUGGGCCAUGAAAACCAGCGCGAGGCCGCCAUCCAGCUGCACGAGUUUGCGCCGCUGGUGGAGUACGGCUGCCAUGGCCACCUCCGCUUCUUCCUGUGCUCGCUGUACGCUCCGAUGUGCACCGAGCAGGUCUCCACGCCCAUUCCUGCCUGCCGGGUCAUGUGCGAGCAGGCCCGGCUCAAGUGCUCGCCCAUCAUGGAGCAGUUCAACUUCAAGUGGCCCGACUCCCUGGACUGCAGUAAGCUCCCCAACAAGAAUGACCCCAACUACCUGUGCAUGGAGGCGCCCAACAACGGUUCAGAGGAGCCCAGCCGGGGCUCAGGCAUGUUCCCGCCGCUCUUCAGGCCACAGCGGCCCCACAGCGCGCAGGAGCACCACCUGAAAGACGGGAGCUCUGGGCGCGCCGGCUGCGACAACCCCGGCAAGUUCCAUCACGUGGAGAAGAGCGCGUCGUGCGCUCCGCUCUGCACGCCGGGCGUGGACGUGUACUGGAGCCGCGCCGACAAGCGCUUCGCGGUGGUCUGGCUGGCCGUCUGGUCCGUGCUGUGCUUCUUCUCCAGUGCCUUCACYGUGCUCACCUUCCUCAUCGACCCGGCUCGCUUCCGGUACCCCGAGCGCCCCAUCAUCUUCCUCUCCAUGUGCUACUGCGUCUACUCCGUGGGCUACAUCAUCCGCCUCUUUGCAGGCGCGGAGAGCAUCGCCUGCGACCGGGACAGCGGUCAGCUCUACGUGAUUCAGGAGGGACUGGAGAGCACCGGCUGCACCCUUGUCUUCYUGGUGCUGUACUACUUCGGCAUGGCCAGCUCGCUGUGGUGGGUGGUCCUGACGCUCACCUGGUUCCUGGCAGCUGGCAAGAAGUGGGGACACGAGGCCAUUGAGGCCCACAGCAGCUACUUCCACCUGGCGGCCUGGGCCAUCCCGGCGGUGAARACCAUCCUGAUCCUGGUGAUGCGUAGGGUGGCCGGGGAUGAGCUCACGGGRGUGUGCUACGUGGGCAGCAUGGACGUCAACGCCCUCACGGGCUUCGUGCUGGUCCCCCUGGCUUGCUACCUCAUCAUCGGCACUUCCUUCAUCCUCUCGGGCUUCGUGGCUUUGUUCCACAUCCGGAGGGUGAUGAAGACCGGCGGGGAGAACACAGACAAGCUGGAGAAGCUCAUGGUGCGCAUCGGGGUCUUCUCCGUGCUCUACACCGUGCCGGCCACCUGUGUGAUCGCCUGUUACUUAUACGAGCGCCUCAACAUGGACUACUGGAAGAUGCUGGCCUCACAGCACAAGUGCAGGGUCAACAACCAGACCAAGGCGCUGGACUGCCUGAUGGCYGCCUCCAUCCCCGCUGUGGAGAUCUUCAUGGUGAAGGUCUCCAUGCUGCUGGUGGUGGGCAUUACCAGUGGCGUGUGGAUCUGGACUUCCAAGACCCUGCAGUCUUGGCAGCAGGUCUGCAGCCGCAGGUUAAAGAGGAAAAGCCGCCGGAAACCCGCCAGCGUCAUCGCCAGCGGUGGGAUUUACAAAAAAGCGCAGCAUCCCCAGAAACCUCAUCUUGGGAAAUACGAGAUCCCGCCCCAGCCUCCUGCCUGUGUGUGAAGGGCCAGGAGGGAAGGACCUGGUGGGCAGGCGGGCAGGRCCCAAACAGAGUGCAGUUCCUGGCUUUGGCUGGUUGGUUUUUUAAAUAAAAGGGUUUUUUUUAAAAAAUGCAAAUAAAUGGAAAGUUUUUACCCCGAAAUUCAGAAUACCAUGAUACGCUGAAAGUAAGAAUGUACUUCAAGGGUUUUGUUUUGUGCUGUUCCUCAGUGAAGGGCCGCUYCGCAGUUCAGUAGUCUCCGGUGUAACUAAUUGGUGGUAAAGUCAUUGAUUCAGCCCUCAGAGAACUUUUGUUCAGACCCUUCCACAAAUGCACAUCUGUGUGCUGGAGUUGGCUUUGCGACCCACUUAUAAAUGAGAGGCCAGACCACUAUUUUCGCAGAUUAAAGAGCCCCCCUUGGGGUGGCAAAAGAAGCCAUCCAGGGGGGCUACCCCAAGCAAGGUCGGAGGUCGCUGUGUGGGACACAAGACCUGUGCAGAGAGGAAGGACCCUGACCAGUCUUUAUCCUUGGGUGGCUUUGGAGUCCCUUAAAAUAGACUCCAGUCUCCAGCUUCAUGGAAGGUCUUUUUCCAAGACCAAAACCUCCCGAAACCUAAUCUAACCGUGUGGAACCAAAGAUGUGCAAUAAGUUUGUUUCUCUCUCCAUGAAAAUAAAAAGAAAAACAAGUAUUUUGCUCUGUUCAUAAAGACAACAAAAGAAAUCUCCUAACAAAAGAACUGAGGGGCCGGCCCUGGAAACGCUUGAGCAUUACAUUCUGUGGCUUUUUAAUGGAAACCAAGCCAAUGUUAUACACAUUUGGGCUAAUUUGUGGAAAGGAGGGGGGAGGAGGAGKAGGAUCWUUCAAAAGUACCCAAAGGGCUUAUUGACUCUUUCUAUUGUUAAACAAAUGAUUCCCAUGAAUAGAUCAAGCUGCACUGGGCAGCAAAGACAAACUUUGUCUAGUGCUUUCUCUUUACCCAGUUAGGGAAGGGGGGUUCCUGCCGGUGUAUAUCUGUAAUAUAUGAGAUUUUUCAUGCUCCACUAUUUUAUUAAAAAUAAA